Molecule: messenger RNA, 676 nt
Organism: Pomacea canaliculata
Lineage: Eukaryota; Metazoa; Mollusca; Gastropoda; Architaenioglossa; Ampullariidae
Exons: 4
Coding region: 16-453 (145 amino acids)
Source: RefSeq, a predicted model, not a curated record
UAUGGGAUAGACGCCAUGAUACGACGUACCCCGACCGGUCCCAACUGUGUGAUUGGCUUAUUUAUUGCACAGACCCACUUUCCUCAGAGCAUUCCACGAAAGGGGUCUGUGUUAUGCGUGAUCAGAUUGAGCAAUGAACUAAACAAGAAAAUGCCAUUGCGUGCUGUUUUAAGGUACCUUUUAAACAAUGAGCAACUCAUCCAAAAGCUGGCAGAUAGCUACCCUGUCAGGAGAGCAGCACAGCUGACAGCCUACAUGUUUCACAGAGGAAAAGAACUUGGAGAAGACAGUAUAGAAAAGCUACGUGACUCUGACACCAUGAAUCGCUUGCAACAAGAAAUUAGCCAAAGAGGAAAACGAGCCUCAGUCUUCAGCAGCACAUUUAAGAAGGAAAUUGAGAGUGGUUUUAAAGAAAUAAAUGAAAAACUGAAGAAAUCUAGCCAACAAAGAUAGCCUUCAUACACUACCAUAACUGAACUAUGCACAUGUACAGAAAGAUUUGCAAGUAGAAUGUGAAGAUUUGACUUGCAUUUCAACAGAAACACCAAAGAGCAAGUGGUUUGUAUAAAUAAGGACAGUGCAAUUCUGUGAUUUAUUGUUAAUUUCCUUUGGUCUGAAUGAAAAGUGGGUUCUUGCUGACUAUUUAGGACAAGCAAACUAGUUUUAAUAUGCUGAU